Mytilus californianus (California mussel) is the source of this 663-nucleotide messenger RNA. Its product is annotated as ficolin-2-like. The transcript has 4 exons. Bases 96 to 632 code for a protein of 178 amino acids. The record is from RefSeq and is a predicted model, not a curated record. Lineage: Eukaryota; Metazoa; Mollusca; Bivalvia; Mytilida; Mytilidae.
UUCUGAUUGUGGUGAUUUGAAGGAGUCAAGAUACAAAAGUGGGGUCUAUAAAAAUUUAUCCUGAUAGAUCUUCCGGCUUUUACGUCUUUUGUGAUAUGGAAAGUUACGGAGGAGGUUGGACGGUAUUUCAACGAAGAACAAAUGGUUAUGUUGGAUUCUACAGAGACUGGGAGGCGUAUAAAGAAGGCUUUGGAAAUGUAAAAGGAGAUUUCUGGUUGGGCAAUGAGUAUUUGAGCAAACUUACUCAACAGGGAUAUUACAAACUGUGGAUAGAUAUGUGGGACUUUAGUUAUAACCGCCGAUAUGCCAUCUAUAAUACAUUUGUUGUUAAAAACGAACAGUCAGGAUACAAGCUAGAGGUAGCUAAAUACACUGGAAAUGCAGGGGAUUCAUUAAGCAAACAUAAUGGAAAUAAAUUUUCUACAUGGGACAGAGAUAAUGAUACGUAUAGCAAGAACUGUGCCGAGUUGUUUAAAGGAGGAUGGUGGUAUACAAAUUGUCAUCGCUCCAAUCUGAACGGGAGAUAUCUCAUGGGAACACAUAGUAGCUAUGCUGAUGGUGUCAAUUGGUAUGACUGGAAAGGAUACAACUACUCAUUGAAAAAAACACGCAUGAUGAUACGGCGAGUCUAGCAAAUUGUAACAAUAAAUAUACAAAUAGUUA